Meloidogyne enterolobii is the source of this 1215-nucleotide messenger RNA. NCBI's taxonomy places the organism in Eukaryota, Metazoa, Nematoda, Chromadorea, Rhabditida, Meloidogynidae. The record is from the annotation of a GenBank genome assembly.
AUGCGUGCCAAGUUUCAGGACAAUUUUGAGUUUCUUCAGUGGUUCAAAAAGUUUUUCGACGCAAACUUUGACGGGCAUGAGUAUGACGCGGCUGCAGCACGGAAUAAUGAGGAAUUUCCUGCGGCCUUGCCUGGCGGUGCCACUAAGAAAGCACCUCCGGCUGUUGGUAAUUCAACUGCUGCAGCUACCAGGCGUUCAACAGCGCAAGGGCCAACAUCUCGACCUGUUAAUGCUCGGGAUACCAGGCGUUCCUUAAAUGUUAGUGCAAGAGCAGUACCGGCGGCAGCGCCAAAAGCUGUGGCGAACACUCGUGCACCUCCAUCUGCAGCAACAACAACUGCUUCAGCAGCAGCUAAGCGUCGUCCUCCAAUUGUUCAUUCUCCUCAAAAGAAUGGUGUAACUGUUCGGAAUGGACAACAGACAUUGCGUACAUCAGGACGUAAAAGUACUGCUCCUUCAUCUACUGGAAAUCGUAGUGGAAUUGGGACUGCUGAAAUUACUCUUAUUGAACAACAGAAAAAAGAAUUGCAAUCUCAAAUUGAUGAGAUUACCAAAAAUUCUUUAAUCUACGAACGUGAACGUAAUUUCUAUUUUGGAAAAUUACGCAAGAUUGAAUGUCUCUGUAAUGACAAUGCAACAAAUGGAGUAUUUUCAUCUUUAAUUGAACAAAUACAAAAAAUAAUUCAAAACAAAAAUGAAAAUGAAGAGGAGCAACAACCAUUAAAUGGAGAUACUUUUACUAAAGAUGAGACUUUUACUGCAAAACCAAAAGAAAUUGAUGCCAAUCAAUUUCCUAUUGUUUUUGAUGAUAGUGGAAGUUUUGGGAAUCCUGACAAUAUUUUGGAUAUUGCUAUGAAUGUUACUAAAGACGAGACAAACAAUGAAAUAAAUUCUACUCAAAUAAUAAUUCCGUCUGUUCAACAACAGCCAUUAAUUGAGCCAGAAUUUGAAAAAGAACAACAACACCAAUCUGCUAUGGGAGACUAUAGUAUUGAGGGAAUUCCGGGAAAUAAUACUUAUAAUAUUGAUGAAGGAAUGGAAGGAUUAGAUGCUAUUAAAUUGCCACAUUCUAUAAUCUCUGAACAAGAACUUCAAAAUGCUGAACGUUCAAUGGAAGCUGCUGGAAAUAAAGUUCGGGAAGAAUUAAACACUGAAGUUGGGAUUAACAAUAAUGGUGGUGUGGAGAGUGAUGAUUUGGUUAAAAAUACUAAAUGA